Entrophospora sp. SA101 is the source of this 369-nucleotide messenger RNA. The record is from the annotation of a GenBank genome assembly. NCBI's taxonomy places the organism in Eukaryota, Fungi, Glomeromycota, Glomeromycetes, Entrophosporales, Entrophosporaceae.
AUGACAAAAAAAUCCAAUAAAGAUUCACAACAAAAAACAGUAGAAAAAAAUAAUGAUAACGAAACCAAUAAAAGUCCAAUUUCUUUACUUUCAGAGAAAACAUAUAAAAUGAAUCUUUUAAUUAAACCUGGAGCGAAGGAAUCACGGGUUACAAACAUUUCAGAAGUUCAUGUUAGCUUACAGAUCGCAGCACCACCAAGAGAUGGAGAAGCAAAUAAAGAAGUCAUUUCAUUUUUAUCCGAGAUUUUAAGAAUUCGUAAAAGCGAUAUAAGUUUAAUAUCUGGAAUGAAAUCUCGUGAUAAAAUUGUCAAAUUAGAAGGCAUAACUCACGAUGAAAUAUUGAACUUAUUAAAAUCAAACAUUCAAUAA